Drosophila obscura is the source of this 1096-nucleotide messenger RNA. RefSeq lists its product as uncharacterized. The transcript is spliced from 4 exons. The record is from RefSeq and is a predicted model, not a curated record. Bases 95 to 967 code for a protein of 290 amino acids. Lineage: Eukaryota; Metazoa; Arthropoda; Insecta; Diptera; Drosophilidae.
GUUGGGUUAGUCGAGAGUGAGACUUCAGUAAGUGCAGAUCAGCAAUCUAGUGGGGUUAUCAUCAUCAUUGCAGCCCGAGAAUCCCUCCACCAGAAUGUGCACCAAAUCCCUGGCCUACUGGCUCAUCUUCGGCAUCUGCUGGUGUCACAUAGCCGGCAAUGCCCUGGACCAAUAUGGCAUAACCUUGUCCGGUGGAUCCAGCACAACGGAGAGAAUCAAUUCGGCCAUGCGUUGCAUGAACAUCAAUCCCCAGAACUCGGUGGAUCUGGAGCAGAUAAUGGGACUCUGGUACGGCAGCGAGAUCAUCGUCCACAGCCAAGACUUUCCCGGCGUCUAUGAGUACGAUUCGUGCGUGAUCAUACACCUGGCUGACGUGACCGAUCAGAUGGUCAACAGCCUCAACAAUCGUGGCUACGGCGGCGGAAAUGGCGGUGGCGGUGGCUAUGGAUUGCCGGAUUACAACCGCAACCAGAACAACUACGGACGUGCCCCGACCACGCCUUCGUAUAUGGGCGAGGACGAUUACCCGAAUCAUCAGGGUCGGGUGAAGCAGAAUUAUCUGCGUUUGGUGUGGAGUGAACGCGACAAUAAUCUGGAGUAUACGUUCAACUACACGACCCGAACACCCGGCCAGUGGUCCAACAUUGGGGAUCAGCGCGGCAGUCUGGUGACCCUCAACUCCUACACGCAAUUCACGGGCACCGUGCAGGUGGUCAAGGCGGUCAACGAUCACCUGGUGCUGACCUUCUGUGGCAACGAUGUGAAGAGCUCCAUCUACACGGUGGUGUUGUCACGCAAUCGCCUGGGACUCAGUGCAGAUGAGCUGCGCAGCAUUCGUAAUCUACUCUCACGGCGUGGCCUCUACACGGAAACCAUUCGAAAGGUCUGCAAUGGCUGUGGGCAACUGGGCGGCAGCAUCAUCUCGGUGCUCCUGCUGCUUCUGCUCGUCUGGGGUCGCGGCCAGUGAGGUCAAUCGCCGGAGCCGAAGCCGAAGCCGGAGCAGCUAUCGUAUUUAAUGAGUCCAGCCAUACUAUGUUAAUUUAUGUGUAAUCUACUUAAGCAAUACAGAGACGAGAGAUCGCCGCGUGCACUCCCC